Anolis sagrei ordinatus is the source of this 1403-nucleotide messenger RNA. NCBI's taxonomy places the organism in Eukaryota, Metazoa, Chordata, Lepidosauria, Squamata, Anolidae. The record is from RefSeq and is a predicted model, not a curated record.
AACUUACUAGCUUGGUGAUAAGGAAUUUCCUGUAUUCACUUGGCUUAUUUUUCACCUUGUAUGCUCAGUUUUUGUAGCCUCAUCACCACCUCAAGGGGACAUGAGGGUUUUGACAACAAUCCUGGGAACUUCUUUAUGUCCAUGGGCUCAUUGACCUACAUAGAACCAGCUCUUGGGGCUCCAGUGGCUUCUCCCCCCUCAUAUCUUAAGACGAAGAAUCCUUUGCUGGCACAGCAUGGUCCUGGCUUGUUCAGUAUGCUUCAGAAUCAAUAGUUCCAGCAGCCUGCAACGUGAAGAACUGGAAGCAGGAAUGGAGAAGGCUACCAGCAAGAGUCAGGAAGUUAAGAAACAUGUGCGGCUGCAGGAUAGAAGGGGCUCCAGUGUGUCACUGGUCCUGGACAUGAGUUCCUUGAGCAACACAGAACCUAUUCGGUCAGUCUCCACUCCUAGAGAUGUGACAGUGCAGGUCUUGAACACAGCCAGCCACAUUCUUUCUCAAAAAAUGCUCCAAGAGCAGACCUGGAGACUGGAGCAACUUCAAGAGGAGUUUGCGAAAAUCCCGUCAAAUUUUAUCAGUCCUGAAGAGCUGGACAUCCCUGGACGAGCUGCAAAGGACAGAUACAGAUCCAUUUUACCAAAUCCUCAGAGUCGUGUAUGUCUCAAGACAAUGAGGAACCAAGAGGACGAGUGUUACAUCAAUGCAAAUUACAUCCGGGGUUAUGCAGGACAAGAGAAGGCCUACAUUGCCACACAAGGACCAAUGCUAAAUACCAUAAAUGACUUCUGGACAAUGGUGUGGCAGGAAGAGUCUCCUCUCAUAGUCAUGCUCACCAAACUCAAGGAAGAGAAAGAGAAAUGUAUCUGUUACUGGCCUGAUACAGAGGCAACAUAUGGGUCUUUCACCAUCCAACUUCAAGGAGUGUACAAGUAUGAUGAAUACACUAUCCGUAACUUUACCCUACAGGUAGGUCGGAAGGGCUGGGAACCGGAAAAAAAAAACAACUCCAGGUGUUGGUUAUACAUGUGGGAAGAUGGAGUGGGGGGAGGAUUUUUUUGGGAGAGACCUGGACACAAUUUUAUUUCUCUGGACCUGUGGAAUUCCUUUACUUAGAAUGGCUGUCAAAAACAAGCCUUUUAAAGGAGUGGGUAGUGAUUUUAUGCAAUUACCUCAGCUAUCUGAUUAAAGAAGCAUUUUAUUUGGUCUCAUUAGUGAUUGUUGUUUUUGCUGUUUUUGCUGUAUUUCUGUUGUUCUCUUUACUUUGUUACUUGUCUUUAGUUGCCGAUGUUGUUACUAUUGCUGCUGAAAUAAAGGCAAGCUUUUAAAAAGAAAAAACAAAAAAACAAACGACAGCUGCUCCAACUCUUUCAUUUUUAUUUGUUUCACUUUCAAAAGUCUACGGCCC